GCACACGCCCUGUGAAACUUUCUACAACAAAGGGUCGCGUGGAAAAGUUUGGCUGCUGUGCGCAAUGCUCGGGUAGCAGAGUCUGAGGAAUAAGAGAGUAACAGAGAGUAACAGAGAGUAACAGAGAGUAAUAGAGAGUAACAGAGAGUAAUAGAGUGUAACAGAGAGUAACAGAGAGUAACAGAGAGUAAUAGAGAGUAACAGAGAGUAACAGAGAGUAAAGCUGAAGGAAAAAAACCUGUGCUGAGAAAUUCCACGUUCAGAUCACCUUUAUUCACACCACAAUGAUGUCAUUCCUGUGGAUUCUGGUGUUUGGGAGCCUCAUUGCGCUGCAAGCAGGGAAAGUGGAAGCAGCAGAGGAUGAUGUAGCAGAUGCAGAAGACCCGCCCCCAGUUGAGGAAGGGGGCUCUGCCCCAGUUGAGGAAGAGGAAGCUGCCCCACCUGAGGAAGCUGCCCCACCUGAGGUAGCUGCCCCGCCACCUGAAGAAGAGGAAGUUGCUUCUCCAGCUGAGGAAGAGGAAGCUGCCGCUCCAGCUGAGGAAGAGGAAGCUGCUUCUCCAGCUGAGGAAGAGGAAGCUGCCGCUCCAGCUGAGGAAGAGGAAGCUGCUUCUCCAGCUGAGGAAGAGGAAGCUGCCGCUCCAGCUGAGGAAGAGGAAGCUGCUUCUCCAGCUGAGGAAGAGGAAGCUGCCGCUGCAGCUGAGGAAGAGGAAGCUGCUUCUCCAGCUGAGGAAGAGGAAGCUGCUUCUCCAGCUGAGGAAGAGGAAGCUGCUGCUCCAGCUGAGGAAGAGGAAGCUGCCUCUCCAGUUGAGGAAGAGGAAGCUGCCGCUCCAGCUAAGGAAGAGGAAGCUGCCGCUCCAGCUGAGGAAGAGGAAGCUGCCGCUCCAGCUGAGGAUGAAGAUACAGCUGCACCUGCAGAAGUGGCUCCAGAGCCAGCAGCUGAAGCUGAAGCAGAGCCAGCAGUAGGAGAGUCAGAUUCUGCUGUAGAUCCCACUGUUGCACCAGAGCCAGAGGAAGUACCUGAUCCUAUAGCUGCAGAAGAAGAACCUUCAGAGCCAGAAGUUCAGGAUGUGGAACAAGAAAUAGCUCAGGAAGCAGCUUCACCUGUAAACGCUGCAGCACCUGAAGAAGAGACACAGGCUGAACAAGACCAGGAGGAACAUCCAGCGAGAAGUGCAGGAGCGAAGGCCGGGCUGAGCGAUUCUGAGGAACCUAAAGGGUCCGGGUCGGGGACUGUAGCCGGGGUGGUGGGAGCCAUCGGAGUCGCUAUAGUCGGCGCUGUUUCUGGUUACUUUGCCCACCAGAAGAAGAAGCUGUGCUUCAAGCCUAAAGAGCGUGAUCCAGAGAGAGCUAAAGAGGAGGAGGGGGCGCAGAAUGACCCUCAGGUUCUCAGUAACCUACUGAACUCCUCGUAAUCUUCAGCGACUCAAACCCAGGAGAGAAACGCCUUCAUGAGACGAACAGCUGAGCUAACCGAGCGGCUGUGACGUGGUGAAGAGCUGGACCAAAAAGUAAAUCUAACAGCCACUCAUUUGGAGAUUUAGCUCGGCUGCUAGCUUUUAUUAUUUCAUAAAUUAGCCAUGAAGUUCACAGGAAAUUUGGCAGUGUUAAAUUAACACUGAGAGUGUAAAGCUUAACACUAAUAAGUGUUGAUUUAACACAGCCAAAUUUCCUGUGUUCAUGAAUACCAACACCAGAGAUGAUUUUGUUUAUUUUUGUUUAUUUGUUUUUUUUUUUAUUGUUUGUUUUUGUUUUAAUGGGAUUUUUUAUCAUUUAGACCAAUGGCUCUGUCAUUAAAAUGUACUGACCCCACAGGUUUAAUACACUGACCCUUACUGUAUAUAUAAAUAAAUGUGUGUGUGAGUGUGUGUGUGUGUGUGUGUUUGUUUGUGUGUGUUGGUGUUGGACUUUUUUUAGAUUGUUUGAUCUUCAGGAAAAAGAAGGCCUUGUUUUUACUCUGGACCACAGUUUUUAGUACAUCUACUGUACUUUUAGGACUGUUAAUAUCUGAAUGUAAAAUGCAUAUAUUUUGUAUGUAUUUGUGUGUAUGUUUGAGAGACGCUGAUCUUAUGAAUCACAUAGACAGAAAAAGAAGUUUUUUGGGGGGGCAGCACUUUGAGUUACAGUAAAAGUUUUUCUCUCUUUUUGUUCUGUACAUUUUUCACUUUACCAAAUCUAGACUCAAGCACUUGUUCAGUUGAUGAAUUCUGUACAUAAGAAAUGAUGCAGUUGAAUAAAUGGUUGGUUGUGUGUCAA
This is a messenger RNA of Astyanax mexicanus (Mexican tetra), 2253 nucleotides long. Its product is annotated as skin secretory protein xP2. NCBI's taxonomy places the organism in Eukaryota, Metazoa, Chordata, Actinopteri, Characiformes, Acestrorhamphidae. The coding region runs from base 285 to 1412 and encodes 375 amino acids. Gene Ontology annotation, biological process: positive regulation of neutrophil extravasation; T cell extravasation; homotypic cell-cell adhesion. The transcript is spliced from 14 exons. The record is from RefSeq and is a predicted model, not a curated record.